This is a messenger RNA of Laccaria bicolor S238N-H82, 189 nucleotides long. RefSeq lists its product as uncharacterized. Bases 1 to 189 code for a protein of 62 amino acids. The record is from RefSeq and is a predicted model, not a curated record. The transcript has a single exon. NCBI's taxonomy places the organism in Eukaryota, Fungi, Basidiomycota, Agaricomycetes, Agaricales, Hydnangiaceae.
AUGUCGUAUGGCAAGCGUUUUGAAUCCAAACAACAAGUUGGGUACAUAUACUUGAAGGCAGAAUGCCAAGAACUCUUGGCAAGACAAGAUGAAGCGCUCAGCGGGAGCAUUCUUACAGCCGUUUUCAUAACGAUAGGCCUAAUCUCGACCAAAUACACGUACAAGCGGAAUCUAAAAUUGGACGUCUAA